CCUCGGCCUCUUCUUUUGUUGCUUUUGUUGCGAGAUUGCGUUUCUGCAACGUUGCGUGCGUGUAGAGUCAUCUAUCAGCCGAAAUUACCAGCGACAGCUAACCAAAUCGGCUCUCCAGGCCGAGUUGGAGGACAUGGACGCCGGACCCAUUCUUCGAGAUAUCAUGCUGGGCCACUACUCUGACGGAGGAGCAGAAGGGGACAGCAUCUUCUCCGACCUUGCAGUAAGCGAACUGACGGCGAUCGCCGAAGAAGCACGUGGCGCCUUGUCCGAGUCUCCUGAACCGAUCCCGACACGCAGAGCGUCGGCAAAGCGUUGCAAGUCCCGUCGCCAGUCUAGGCCUAACUACGCCGUGCUCGCCGGUAAGUGCCGCACUCGCGUCAAAGGAGAGUCGGUAUCCAGCUCUGACGAAGUUCACGUAGAUGACGAUGAAGACCCGGUUUCGCCGUGCGAUGUAGAAGAGGAGGAGGAAAGCUUAGACGCGUUCAAGACCCGGGGAAGUUGUAUGAGCAAGAAUGCCAUUGCCGCGCGAGAAAAUAGAAUUAAGAAAAAGCUUUAUGUGAACAAGCUCGAGCGAAGCGUCCGCCACCUUUCGACGGAAAACGCGACGCUCAUGAAGCGCACGACCGACAUGAGCCGAGAGAUCGAAGAGCUGAGCGAAGAGGUGCAGUACCUGAGGAGUGUGCUCUGCAACGUUGAUGAAAUAUCGGCUCUUGUGCGCAGCGUUCGGUCGGUUAGGCCUAGCUUGGCGACCAACUUGAAGAAUGGGUACUCCCUGAAGCGCGAGAGAGUCGAGGGAGAUCACGACUACAUUGGUACUGGUGGCAAGAGGAGGCCGCCCGUUGAUAAGAAAGCGGGGGGUGUGUGCAUCCACGUCGCCAACGGAGCCGUGUCGUUGGAGUUUUGCCAUCGGUGCGCCAGCAAGUCCAAGGAUCUUCGGGAGGCACAGUGACGUCGCUAAGCAGCGUUCGUUUAACCGGUUUGAGGCGACGCCUGGGAAUCGGCGGCUCCAUGGGUGUGAACUUCUGGACACAGACAGACAGACGAUGGUCGGUACAGCGUGUCCAAUUUACCAGCGUUAACUAUAGCAGGACUUCGAAUGAGAACUCUGUGUGUGUGCCGCUUCCAGUUUGGGCUCUGAACAGACGCUUUUUUUUGCUUUUCACGGAUUCUCUCGUUUCAGGUGACCGUCUCGGGGUGGCAGACAAGCACCGGGAGACUGCAAGCUGUACCAACUAUUGGCACAGCGAGGGUGGCUGCUUGAGGAUCAUGGUCACACUUUCUCCCACACCAUCUGCGAUGGUUGGUAUCCAUUAACCACCCCAGCUGUACAGACACAACAGCUAGCAAAGCCUAAGUCACUUCGUGUUAGCUUUUGCAUUGUCACUCAUAGCAGCUCUACUGGCUUGCCAGCACUCUUAACCUCAGCAUCGUGAUUGUGAACUAGGAAUUUUUGUUAGCUGUUGAGUGUGUAGACAGGGCAACACAAACACUGUUGCGCUGGGUCUGAAGAACCAGUUAUUGGAGAAGCUUUUUGCUUUAUAGCUUCCACUGCUGUCUUGGUGCUGACCUGGGGAUCACUGCACUCAAGUGAGGACGGUAUGUAGUAGGUCUGGUAAAUCUCGGUGAUGUUUCUACAUAAUGCAAUGAUGCCUCUUCACAAUUUGUUUUCUUUUUUUUUAUUUAGGAUCGUAGCUGCUUGCUAGACUAGCAAGGCUUUCAAUUGUUCAUUGUUAGCAGUUUUUACAAUCGUGUAAAGGAAAGUGCACUGUCGUGGUAAACAUUAGUGUAUGUGAAAAGAUUGUAAAUAUGUUUUGAGCUGAACACUCGACGGCUAUAUGUGCCCGAGAACUGUAAAUAUUGAAUGAAUGACAAGUUGAGCAUCUGUGAAAUAAAUGUGUUGUGCCAUUCAA
Messenger RNA from Dermacentor andersoni, 1913 nucleotides. RefSeq lists its product as uncharacterized. Lineage: Eukaryota; Metazoa; Arthropoda; Arachnida; Ixodida; Ixodidae. The record is from RefSeq and is a predicted model, not a curated record. Gene Ontology annotation, biological process: regulation of DNA-templated transcription. Gene Ontology annotation, molecular function: DNA-binding transcription factor activity.